CACACCCUCUAAUCUCCCCAACACUCCACACUGUCCUGCAGCACACAUGCUCACAAACACAUGCACACACACACACACACACACACACACACUCCAGAUCUCAAUCGCCUCUCUUGCACUAAACAUGCUCUGUUGGGAAUUGUGUUUAGCCCUACUGAUCACCGGCUUCUCAGUGUGGGCUCUGCCUUCAACAAACAUCAAGAUCACACAAGCACUGCCCCUGCAACUGUCAGACUCAAACCAGCCUGUGACAUGUCCGCUCUUCUGGACUGAAUUUGAGGGUUACUGUUACCGCUUCUUCCCCUUGAACCGCACCUGGGCUGAGGCAGAUCUGUACUGUGCUGAGUUCUCAAACGGACACAAAUCUGCCAAACUCACCUCCAUCCACAGCUGGGAAGAAAAUGUGUUUGUGUAUGAUCUUGUGAACAGCCGUGUACCAGGAAUUCCAACAGAUAUUUGGAUUGGCCUUCAUGAUAGAAGACAGGAGGGCACUAUGGAGUGGACAGACGGGUCACCCUACGAAUACAGUUACUGGGAUGGAAAUCAACCAGAUGAUGGCAUUCAUCGCAUCCCUCAGGAGGAGGAUUGUGUGGAGAUCUGGUACAGACAAAACAGUGCACUGAGGUCUUGGAAUGACAACAAUUGUGAUAAGGCCUUUCCAUUCGUCUGUAAGAUUCCUACACUGGAAAACUAACCUCAGAUCUAAGAUUGAUUAUCCAGUUCUUUAUCGUCAACACUGACACCCCAACAUCACUCAAUCACAGUGUAGCAACAAGAUGUCCGUUCAUCUCCAUCCCUGCAGUGAUGAAGGGCUCUCUCCAGCCUGCUAUAGGCACUUCAUUUGCAUUUCUCACCCUUCACUCCAAUUCCCUGCCCCCAUCAUCCUCCCAUCAUUGUUGUACAUAUAUGUGUAUACAGAGCUGGGUAGAUUACUUACAAAUUGUAAUCCGUUACUGAUUCCAGAUUACAUGACAAAAAUUGUAGUCAGUAACAUAAUCCCUUACAUUAUACAUUUUAGGUAAUAUAAUCAGAUUACUUUUAGAUUACUUUUGAUUUAACUCGUUUAUCACAUUGAUUUAAAUAGCAUUAUCUUGUACCAUAAUGAUGUAAAAAAUGCAAAGAGUAAGAAAACUUGUUCCAUUCAUUGUAAUUUAUAACAUGAAGUGCAUUAAACAUUAUUACAUCAAGGUUUCCCAAACUAGGGUUCAUAAAGUAACUGCAGGGGGGUUGAACUCCCUUUCGAGGAAAGUCUCUUCACUUGGUGGCCAUAUUUGCAACACCUCCGGGCAGCUCGUACAAGACCAAUCUUAAUGAAUGGGGGAAUCCUGAAAUCUCAAAAACUGCUUGCUGAACUCACAAUUAAAUAACAUAAUGUCAAAUCAGCAACAAAAAUCUGAAAUGAAUUGCCCCAUGAAUGUUGUUUCUUAUGCUCAAAUAACGUUUAAAAAAGCUUAUUUUUCAGGCUAGACCAGCCAAAGCGCAUGCGUAGUUCCAGUGUGCUUAUGACUGCGCAUGUGCAUUGGCUGGUCUAGUCAGGUUUCUAUGGGGAAUAUGGCUCUUUUAUUUAGAAGGUGGGACUAUUCCUCCAUAUUGCGAGUUGCGGUUUCUCCCAUUCAUAAGAAUAGGAGUGAACCGUCUUUGUAUUUCUAUAGUCUUUGUUUUAAAUAAAACACUUACUAAAAAAGAUGAAAUAUUUUUAUUUACCUGCAUGCCAUGUGAUCAUUAAUCAACAUCAAAGAAACCGUGAACAUGCAAAUGUGAUACUUAAUUAUUGAAAUAUUUAUUUUCAAAUCUCAGGGGUACUUAAAGCAAAUAUAUUUGGUGAAAGGGUUUAGAUGACAAAACGUUUUGGAAGGCCUGCAUUACAUGUAACUAAGAAAUACCGUGAAUAUGUGCAUUUUUAUUAGUUUUAAUUAAUAAUACAUUGUUAAAAAACCUAUAGAGUAAUAAUUCAAAUAAAAAUGAAUGUGUUCAUCAGUAGUUGAUGCAAUGUUGAAACACUUCUUAAACCUGAAAUGAUUUUUGUAAAUCCAGUGUUCAAAUGCUGUCGCCACCUGACUAAUGACUGAUCUUUGAAUGUCCACAAAACUGGACUAUAUAUACAAACAGUAUAUAAUAUGUAUAUAAUCGGUAGGCUAUUUUAGAAAGGAAAAUUUGAAAGGAAAAGCUUGAUGAAGGUCAGUGGACCGAAACGUCGCUGGUUUUUGUAAUAAAUUUCUAUAUUUAGCAUGGACCGAUAGUGUGUGGGAUCAUCAUUUUUAUUGAUUGGAUUCCACAUUGUUGUUGGAGUGUUUUUUCUUACGCACCUAUCAAUUUCUCAGGUAUGCUGAGUUUGUGUUGAUUGAUUCUCCCUAAUUUCUCUUUAUCAUCUUUUAAAUUUUCCUUUCUCAAUGAAUUAUGAAUAAUUUAUUUCUAUUGUGUGAAUAAUAUGUAAUCAUGUAAUCCAUAAAAAAGUAACUGUAGUCUGAUUACGAGUAUUUUAAAUUGUUAUUUACAAGUACUUAAUUUUUGGAAUCUGAUUACGUAAUCCAGACUACAUGUAAUCAGUUACUACCCAGCUCUGUGUGUGUAUAUAUAUAUAUAUAUAUAUAAAAACACACUGCAGCAAUGCCUUAGAAGAACCAUUUUUGAUUUCCCAAAGAACCUUUCAGUGACCAGUUCUUAAAAGAAGCAUUUGUUUCUCCGGCAAACAUUUUAAUAAUCUAAAGAGAAUCUUUUGUGGAAUGGAAAACUUA
Onychostoma macrolepis is the source of this 2735-nucleotide messenger RNA. RefSeq names its product C-type lectin domain containing 19A (gene clec19a). The transcript has 5 exons. NCBI's taxonomy places the organism in Eukaryota, Metazoa, Chordata, Actinopteri, Cypriniformes, Cyprinidae. Bases 47 to 694 code for a protein of 215 amino acids. The record is from RefSeq and is a predicted model, not a curated record. Gene Ontology annotation, molecular function: signaling receptor activity.